AUGACAACAGUUUAUUCACCCUCUUCCGCCGCGAAAUCCACCAUGGAAGACUCCAACCACCACCGCUCCAAGAAGAGUCAACGCCGGCGCCGUCCCUCCGCCACUCCGACAAACGGCGACUACUCCGACGUGGAGGACGCGGAAGACGGCGAUCCCGAGGCGUGGGCGACACUGAACAAGAGUUUCCGGCAGGUUCAGUCGGUGCUUGACCGGAACAGAGCAAUUAUUCAGCAGGUGAACGAGAAUCAACAAUCUCGAAUGCCGGAUAACAUGGUGAAAAACGUUUCUUUGAUUCAAGAACUUAAUGGAAAUAUCUCUAAGGUUGCUUCUCUUUAUUCCGAUCUCAAUUCUGAUUUCACGAGUAUUUGUCACCAACAACAACGAUCUUCUCACACGCGUGGAAAAUAA
Molecule: messenger RNA, 408 nt
Organism: Lathyrus sativus (Indian pea)
Lineage: Eukaryota; Viridiplantae; Streptophyta; Magnoliopsida; Fabales; Fabaceae
Source: the annotation of a GenBank genome assembly